AUGCUUCCUAAACUCGUCUCUAUUCAGAAGUCAGCUUUAGUGAAAGGUUUUAGUAGUAUUUGGCAGAAAUGGAUGUAUGGUUGUAUUUCUAAGAUCUCAUUUUCUAUGCUUAUCAAUGGCUCAACAUUUGGUAAGUUUACUUCCGAGAAAGGUUUACGCCAAGGCGACCCUUUAUCUCCGUUUCUUUUUCUUCUCGUCUCCGAGGUUCUAACUAUGAUGUUUGUUAAAGCUGAAAUGGAGGGUAUGCUUGGGGGUUUUUGUUCUUCCUCAUCUGUUAAUGUCGUCAAAAGGAAUUUUUCUAAGUCUAGUUUCUUUGGUGUUGGUGAUGCUCCAGAUAUUGAGGGGUUGGCUGAAAUAUUGGUUUGUUCUUGCGAUAGUUUUCCUACUCAGUAUCUUGGCAUGCCUUUAUGGGGAAAAACGAACUCUACUGCUAAAUGGGAUAGAGUCAUUGAGCUUUGUAAGGACAUAUUUGCCCCGUAG
Messenger RNA from Papaver somniferum (opium poppy), 480 nucleotides. RefSeq lists its product as uncharacterized. The coding region runs from base 1 to 480 and encodes 159 amino acids. The record is from RefSeq and is a predicted model, not a curated record. Lineage: Eukaryota; Viridiplantae; Streptophyta; Magnoliopsida; Ranunculales; Papaveraceae. The transcript is spliced from 3 exons.